GCAUUAUAGACAUAGUUGUGAUUAUUUUUUCCGUUAAGAUUUGUUAGCGUAGCCUGGCGUAUAAAUACUUUUAAUAACAAAGACGUAUAUGUCUUGUAAUGUAGAUAUUGGCAUUGUUAUGUACGACGGGCAUAAAUUUGCAAUCUUUUUUUAUUAAGUUAAUUUGACCAUUAAUUGUGCGGUAAAAUUUUGUUUGUUACAUAAUAAAGUGUAAUUGGUAUUGAUAGUGUAACUUUGCGAGAUGUUGAGAUUACCGGUUGUGCGAGCGACGAGCCUGGCAAGUGGCAGGUUUUGCGCUAUUAGUUUUCAUACAACGUCCAGAAAGUCGCAACAACAGCAAGAAUUGGUCGAGCUUUUUAUCGAUGACAAACCCGUACAAGUUCCACCUGGGACAACAGUCUUACAGGCUGCUGCAAAGUUAGGAAUUGAAAUACCGAGGUUCUGUUAUCACGAACGUCUUGCUGUAGCUGGAAAUUGCAGAAUGUGUCUUGUUGAAGUAGAAAAAGCAGUCAGACCAGUUGCUGCUUGCGCAAUGCCUGUAAUGAAAGGUUGGAGAGUGAAAACUAAUUCUGAUGUAACACGGAGAGCACGCGAGGGUGUUAUGGAGUUCUUGUUGGUCAAUCAUCCAUUGGACUGUCCGAUCUGUGACCAAGGUGGGGAAUGUGAUUUGCAAGAUCAGAGCAUGGCUUUUGGAAUGGACAGAAGCAGAUUCGUUGAUAUGUAUCACUCUGGGAAAAGAGCGGUGGAGGAUAAAGAUCUCGGACCCUUGAUUAAGACGGUCAUGACUCGUUGCAUACACUGCACAAGAUGCAUUAGAUUUGCUUCGGAAGUAGCUGGCAUUGAUGAUCUAGGAACUACAGGACGUGGCAAUGAUAUGCAAGUAGGAACGUACAUUGAGAAAAUGUUCUUGUCGGAGCUAUCUGGCAAUAUCAUCGACCUUUGUCCCGUGGGUGCGCUAACUAGCAAACCAUAUGCGUUUGUCGCCCGUCCUUGGGAGACGCGUCGUACUGACAGUAUUGAUGUUCACGACGCUGUUGGUAGCAACAUAGUCAUCUCUCAUAGAACUGGCGAAGUUCUGAGAAUACUACCCAGAGUGAAUGAGGAGGUGAAUGAGGAGUGGCUUUCGGACAAAGCUCGUUUCUCGUACGACGGACUCAAAAGACAGAGACUCAUCACACCAAUGAUGAAGAUCAAUGGAAAAUUGCAGUCUGUUGAUUGGGAGGAUGCACUUAUUGCUGCCGCUAAACCUUUGACGAAUGUGUCGGCGAACCAAUGCGCAGCAAUUGCCGGGAAAUUGUCGGAUGCGGAAGCUCUCGUCGCCAUGAAGGAUCUAGUUAACAAAUUAGGAAGCGAGGGGCUGGCCACGGAGCAGUGCUAUCCGAAAGACGGCUCGGGCAUAGAUCUCAGAAGUAGUUAUCUUUUGAACAACACUAUCGCUGCGAUUGAAGACGCGGAUGUCGUAGUAUUAAUCGGUACAAAUCCGAGAUACGAGGCGCCUCUAGUAAACACGCGUCUCAGGAAGGGCCAUCUUCACGGUGAACAAACUGUUGCCCUUAUCGGUCCGGAUGUCGAUUUAACUUAUCAACAUGAGUACUUGGGAGAAUCUUUGGACGUGAUUACAAAAUUACGACACGGCUCUCAUUCGUUCUGUUCUACUUUGAAAGAGGCUAAGAGACCACUUGUUAUCUUGGGCGCUGAUCAACUAACUCGAAAGGACGGAGCUAAAAUUCUCUACGAAACGCAAGAGCUGGCAAAGGCUUUAGGAGAAAGCUCGAAGGCUCCCCAGGAAUGGAAAAUUUUGAACAUACUGCAUACGAAUGCUUCUCAAGUUGCCGCCUUGGAUAUCGGUUACAGUUCGACCGUGGACGAGAUCAAACAGCAACAACCUAAAGUCCUAUUUCUUUUGGGCGCUGACGAUGCGGAUAUUAAAAGGAACGAUUUCCCAAAUACAUUCAUUAUUUAUAUAGGAAGUCAUGGUGAUGCUGGAGCAGCUAUUGCUGAUGUUGUACUCGCCGGAGCGGCAUACACCGAAAAAGUUGCAAGUUACGUUAAUACAGAAGGUCGAUCGCAACAGACCUGCGCGGCGAUAACACCGCCCGGCUUGGCGCGUCCAGAUUGGAAAAUUAUUCGUGCUCUUUCUGAAAUAGCUAAUGUUACCUUGCCCUACGACAAUUUAAACGAACUUAGGUCUAGGCUUGAAGAAAUUGCACCGCAUCUAGUACGGUAUGGUGAUGUCGAACAGGCUAAUUAUUUUACACAAGCUCUGGAAAUAGCCAAGCAACAGUCCGGUGGAUCAUUUUUAUCGGAUCCCGUAGACGUCAAACAAAAGACGUUAGAUCAGUUCUUUAUGACCGAUGUAGUAUCACGAGCGUCUCGAACCAUGGCGAAGUGCGUUCAAGCGGUCAUGAAGCAGCAACAAAGCGUAGCAUAAACUAUCCAACGUUUCUUAUCGGGAAGAAACUCCCUCAUCCGCUAGUUAUCCGAUAAUACUGGCUGAACAUCGCGUCACUUUCGCAGCUGAUGGUGAACAAAAUGUUAUUUACAGUAACAUUACACAAAAAACUGUAUUCGUAAAAUAUAAAUCUAUAUAUUAAAUUGUAUGAAGAAUAGGGUACACAGUUGUAAUGCCGCUGUCCUAUUAAUUGUACAAUUGAAAUUAGUAGAAUAAAAUUAUAUGUAUAUAUAAAUUA
This is a messenger RNA of Pseudomyrmex gracilis, 2690 nucleotides long. RefSeq names its product NADH-ubiquinone oxidoreductase 75 kDa subunit, mitochondrial (gene ND-75). Gene Ontology annotation, cellular component: membrane. The record is from RefSeq and is a predicted model, not a curated record. Gene Ontology annotation, biological process: ATP synthesis coupled electron transport. NCBI's taxonomy places the organism in Eukaryota, Metazoa, Arthropoda, Insecta, Hymenoptera, Formicidae. Gene Ontology annotation, molecular function: NADH dehydrogenase (ubiquinone) activity; iron-sulfur cluster binding. The transcript is spliced from 11 exons. Bases 242 to 2431 code for a protein of 729 amino acids.